AAAAUUAAUAAUAAUAAGAACAGUAAUUGACCAUAAUAUUUAGUAUUAUUACGACAAUAAAAUAAAAUAAAAAUGAAAUAGGUUCAAAAGGUUAAAGUUAUUGGUAUCAGCUGAUACCAAACACAUAUAUAUGAUAUUAAUAUACUUAAUGGAUUUCAAAACAUCAAUAAAUUAAAUUUUGAAGAUGUUCAAGAUAUAAAUUUUUUUUCUUUUCAAUAUGAAUUUGAAACAAUAUGGUUUGUUGUAAUUUUGGAUACUUCCAAAUUAUCUUUAUAUCAAAUAAAUAAUGGAAGUUUUUAUAACAUUAGUAAUUAUUUUGUACAAAAUGGAACACAAAUAAUUGUAAACAAUUGUACUUAUGGAGCCCUUUUUAUAAUUCAAAAUCAAAAUGGACCAAUACUUAUCUUAAGUUUCACUAAAAUUUUAGACAAAUAUUAUCUGCAACAAAUUCAAGAUUUUGAAUUAAAUAAUACGACGCAUUUAUCGAUAUGGAAUGGAAUUAAUCAAUUACGCUUAGCCAUUGUUUCUCAUUCAAAUAUUUCAAUUUAUACCUGGUUUAAUAAUUACUUUGAUCUAAUGCAGAUUAUUAAUAUUAGUACAAAAAAAAUAAUUCCUUUUCAAAAUAAAGGAUUCAUGUAUUUAGCAGUAACUGGAUCUACUACAUUGAUUUUUAAAUAUUUUUUAAAAUCUAAUAAAUUUUUAAUCAUACAAAGAUUACCACCAAGUCAGGAUGUCUCUUAUUUUCAAUUAAAUAAACAACAUUUCAUGGAAUAUUUUUUAAUUUUAUCAAUGAAAUCUUCUAUUAUUAUUUAUAAGGAAUUACAUAAUCGUUUUGUACCAUUUCAACAAAUUUCUUUUAGCAAGAUUAUUGUACCAAUUAUUUCAAAUAAAGCUAUUAUAAUCUUAACUUUACAUAAAAACACCAUAAUAGCUUAUCAAUAUGAUGGUUGGAAAUUUAUAAAAAUAAAUACAAAAUUAUUUGGAAUUAUUCAAUAUAAUCUAGUAACAUUAUAUGGAAAAGAAUUAUUAUUAAUUAAAAAUAAAAAUAAUAAAUGGACAUUAAAACAACUACUUUGGAUUAAAAAAAAAUCUUACAAAAAUUUACGAAAAGAAAUAAAAAUAUGGAAUAUCAAUGUCAAGAAUAAACUUCAAAAAAUAACAGAAGAAAUUCCAAAUUUUAAGUUAAAUUUUAAAAUUUUGAAGGGUCAUAUUGAUCAACUUCAAGUUCACAAUAUAAAUGAUUAUAACUUACAAAUAUUGAAAAAUGCAUCAAAACUAUACAAUAGAUUGAUCAAUAAAUUUCAAGCACAAAAGAUUAUUAUCAAUAAUAAUUUUGCAAUAAAAGAUAUUAUUAUUCACAAGUUGAUUAAUGGAAUAUCUUUAAAUUAUUUACAAAAAAAUGCUCUGAAAAUAAUUAAUGAUCAAGAAAUCUUUGGAAAGCAUAUUUUUAUUAAUAUGAAGGCAAUAAAUAUUUUUAUGCCAUUAAAUAUUGCUACUUAUUUUACAAAUCAAGAAAUAAGAUUAAAAGAGAUAAAAGUUAAACAAUUAAACUUAAUAACUGGUGGAAUUUUAUUACCAUUAAAUAGUUUAUCCACAACAGUUAUUAAUUUCAUCAAAACACCUCAAUUAAAAAUAAAGAAUAACAUUUCUUUAAAAGGGAAACAAACUGGGAAAGGAUCAAUAAGAUUAGGACCUGUAAUAGAUAUUACUAAAUCCAUGAAUUUGUAUAAUAAUUUCAGUUUAGAAAAUGUUAAAAUUGAGAACUUGAAAUCCAUAGAUUUAAUUACCAAAACAGGAUCAAUCAAAAAUACUUUAUCAAAUGCAAUAACUUUAUAUGAUAAUGUACCAAUAUCUUUAAUUCUUUCAAGUGAAAAAAUGAAAUGGAGCAAUAUUACAUUACAUAGUCCUAAAAAAUGGAUUACUGUGAAUUUUCAAAAUAUUAGUAUUAUAUCAGGAAAGAAGCAUAUUUUUCAUAAUGUACAGAUAACAAAGUUUUCUUAUGACAAUUUAAAAUUUUCAUUGAAUAAGAAUUUAUUCUUAAAGGAUUCAAAAUUAUGUGCUACUUUUAUUUUUGCACCAAAAAUUAGAACUUUAUUUUUAACAGGGAAUAAUAUUACUGUACAAAAAUUAAUCAGUUCGCACAUUUUUGGAAAUAUAGGUCUAUAUUCUACUAAUAAUUCAACAAUUUCUUUCAACCCUGUUUUAUAUGAAAAGAAAUACUGUCAUAAUAUCAUUGCAAAAAAUAUAUUUGCAUUACAGCUGAAUAAUUUAAAUUUAACAGAUUUGAAAAGACUUGUAAAUAUAUGGAUUGAGCCUAAUUUUCUUAAUACUUCAAUAAAUACAAUAAACUUGAUAACAAAUAUUCUUCGACCACCUCUUCAAUUUUAUAUAGAAAUGCCUAAAAUAAUAAAAAAUAUAAUAUUUCAACAAAAUGUUCUUGUAAAUAAUAUUAAUGGAAUAAAUUUCAGCAAUUUCUUGUUGAAUACUAUAAAGUUUAAUGAUAUGGUAUCUAUGCAAAAUAUAACAUUUCGUAAUGGUAUCAGUACAAAUGAUAUAUAUGUUUCUUAUCCUCCAUUCAAUUUGAUAAAUAUAAAAAAGGAUUUUAAUCUUUAUAAAAAAAGAAUUUCUGGAAACAUUAAAGUAAAUGCAAUAAAUUUACCAUAUGUUUUUAAAAUUAUUGAAAACAAAACUCUAGUUGAUAUUUCCAUUAUGGGAUCUAUAAAAUUUUGUUAUGAACCAAUCAUAAAAAAUGUAAACGAUAUCAAAUUAAAAAAAUUAUCUUCAGAAAUUUGGAUGAUAACAAAUACUAUAACAAUACUUCAUGGAAAAAAUAUGCACUUUCAUGAUAUAAUGAUAAAAAAAUAUGUUGCUUUAAAUAAUUUAACAAAUAUAUUAAGUUUCAAAAUGUGGAACAAUAUUUUGAAAUCUAUUUUAAGUAAAACAAAGUUACAGGAAAUAGAAUUUCCUGCAUCUUUUAAUGAUAUCAAAAUUUCUAACAUUGUAAGUUCAAAUAUUUCAACUAUAAUAUCUUCAUUAUCAGAUUUCAAUAAUAUACUUGAAAAUUCUUUGCUAAAAAAUAAAGAUCAAGAAGUGAAGACAAAAUGGAUAUUCAAUAAAUUAAAAAUUUCAGAUACAGGAAACUUACAUAUAAAGCAAACAAUUAAUAAUCUAUAUCUUAAAAGUGAUAUUAUGAGACAUAGUUCCAAAGAAAAUAUUGUAACUGGAAAAAAAAAAGUUUUAGCUUUGAUAGUUGAAAAUUUAAAUGGUUACAAUUUUAAUAAAUGGACAACUAAUGCUUUAAUGCAAACAAAAAAAGAUAUAAUCAUCGAAGGACGAAAAAAAUUUAGUAUCGUUACAUUCAACAAUAUAAAAAUGUCUAGAACUAUAAUGGGCUAUGCUAUAGAAAAAGUAUUAAGAAAAUCUACAAAUCAAAUAAUCUAUAGCCAAAAAACAAUUCAAGGUUUUAUCAGUGCAUCUGAGUUUAUUAUUAAUGGCUUAAUAAAUGAUGUAAAUUUGACUAAACUAGUACAUCAUCAAUUAAAAAAAAAUAAUUCUCUUCAAACAAUAAGAACAGGAAUUGAGUUACAUAAUAACUUAAAUAUUAUUGGAAAUCUUACAAUCAAAGGUGCUUAUGAAAAAUCAGAAAUGAAAAUUUUUGACAGAAAUUACUCAAAUGCCCAAACUAUUAUUAAAAGGAUGAAAAGAUUUAUAAGAACUGCAGAAAUAAUUAAUAUAGCUUUACAAAAUCGAGCAAUUUAUAUAAAUAAAUUGGAGAUUAUAAAUGACACUAUCAAUGUUUUUAAUAAAUCUAUGAUUAUUCACUAUAAUGCAGUACAAUGUAAUUCUAAAAAGUUUUCUUCAUAUUGUAUCAGUAAAUAUGCAAAAGAAUUUAUUUUUCAAACAAAUAUCGGCAAUUUUAUAUUGCUACAAUCAAUAAUGAUAGACGAAAAAGAAUUCAUUGUUCUUGUAAAAUUUAAUUCCAUAUCCAUAUAUUCAUUUAUUAACGUAGGAAAUAAUUUUGUUCAUUUAAUAGAUUUAUAUUUUCCCAAUAUAAUGGAUGCGUUUGUGGAACAAAAGUGGCAUGGAUUUGGAUUAUGGAUUAUCUUGCGAUUGACUUCACAGACUCUAGUAUUACUUUAUCAACCAUGGGGGAAUAUACAACAAUAUAUUUUGCCUGUUACGGACGUAUUUUCAAUAAAUAAAUCUCCGAAUGAUCAACUUUUGUUACUAUUAUCAAAUGGUAUAUGGGAUCUUGAAGGAUUAGCUAGUCCUCGUAAUAUCAUUGAGAUUCCCCUCAAAGGAAGAAUAGAAACUGUUGUUGAUAGAUUCAAUUAUUAUGUAAAGUGUAUUUCAAAAAAUGAAACAACUUUGAUGAAAGCUCGAUAUGUAUGAAAUUAAAGAUUGUUAAAUUAAUUCAUUAUAACUUUGUAAACACAGUGGAAAAAUUUUAAUGAAAACUUAUUGUUAAUUAUUAAAUGUUUCAAUGAUGAUUUUGAUAUUUAAUAUAUCUAUAGUAAAUGAUGUAUAAUUAUCGUUAUGUGAUAUAAAGAAGUUAUAUGAUAAGUUAUUUCAUUAAUUCUUGAUAUUUUAAUAAUAAUUUGGAAGUUUAAUAUUUA
Apis dorsata (giant honeybee) is the source of this 4616-nucleotide messenger RNA. RefSeq lists its product as uncharacterized. The record is from RefSeq and is a predicted model, not a curated record. NCBI's taxonomy places the organism in Eukaryota, Metazoa, Arthropoda, Insecta, Hymenoptera, Apidae. The transcript is spliced from 15 exons. The coding region runs from base 577 to 4392 and encodes 1271 amino acids.